Sebastes umbrosus (honeycomb rockfish) is the source of this 3859-nucleotide messenger RNA. RefSeq names its product solute carrier family 12 member 9-like. Gene Ontology annotation, biological process: cell volume homeostasis; chloride ion homeostasis; potassium ion homeostasis. The record is from RefSeq and is a predicted model, not a curated record. Bases 474 to 3377 code for a protein of 967 amino acids. Gene Ontology annotation, cellular component: membrane. NCBI's taxonomy places the organism in Eukaryota, Metazoa, Chordata, Actinopteri, Perciformes, Sebastidae. The transcript is spliced from 15 exons. Gene Ontology annotation, molecular function: potassium:chloride symporter activity.
AACUAAACGCUGACUCUAACGUUAGCAACUGUCAUGUCACCAUAGCUACAGAAGAGACGUUAAUUUCGGUUGAAACUGCUUCUUGUUUGACGCCAGCAAACUGCAUUUAAUGGCUAAUUUAGCUAACGUAAACGCUUAGCAACUGUCAUGUCACCAUAGCUACAGAAAAGACGUUAGGCGUUAAUUUCGGUUGAAACAGCUUUUUGGUCGACGCCAGCCAACUGCAUUUAACGGUUAAUUUAAGGCUUAGCUACUGUCAUGUCACCAUAGCUACAGAAAAGACGUUAGGCGUUAAUUUCGGUUGAAACAGCUUUUUGGUCGACGCCAGCCAACUGCAUUUAACGGUUAAUUUAACGCUUAGCUACUGUCAUGUCACCAUAGCUACAGAGAAGACGUUAGGCGUUAAUUUCGGUAGUGCUUCUUUGGUCAACGCCAGUGAGCUGUUAUUUAACGGCUAAUUUACGUAAACCGCCAUGUCAGAAAAGGCUCCGCUUCUUCAUUACCGACUCACCACCAGCGCCAGUCCGGUGCCGAAAGAUGCGUCCAAACCCGGCGGGGCCACGGAGGGCCGAGCCGCCGGUCGAAGGACCAAGGACAAGGACAAGACCGCCCGGAAGCUCGGAGUGGUGUUCGGCGUGGUCAUACCGACUCUACUGUCCAUGUUCAGCGUCGUUGUGUUCCUGCGAAUUGGAUUUGUUGUGGGCCAAGCAGGGCUCUACCAGGCCAUCGCCAUGUUCAUAGUGGCCUACUUUAUCAUCACAAUGACCGUGCUUUCUGUCUGUGCCAUCUCCACCAAUGGGGCUUUAGACGCUGGAGGUGCCUACUACAUGAUCAGCCGAGCCCUGGGUCCAGAGUUUGGCGGCAGCAUUGGGAUCAUGUUUUUCUUUGCCAAUGUGUGUGGCUGUGCUCUCUAUGUUUUGGGUCUGGUUGAGGCAAUCAUGUCUACCUUUGGCAUCCCAGAAGAGGGUGCUGCAGGUCCCCAUCAGGUGCUGCCCUCUGGAUAUUGGUGGUCUCUGCUGUAUGGCACUGGCCUACUCUUCCUGUGUUUCAAUGUCUGCUUGGUGGGUGCCCACAUCUAUGCCAAAGCCACCUUUAUUAUCGUCAUCAUAGUUGCGGCAGUUUUGGUUACCAUCUUCAUCAACUUUUUCAUUGUGGGGCCGAUCGUGGUGAUUCUGCCAGAUAGUUCUGGUCUAAAUGGUACCAGCCUGAGCACUGGCAAUUACACUGGCUUCCAGCUCCACACCUUGAAGGGCAACUUAUUGCCCAAUUACACAGUAGACUACACCACCGGUGUCAUGAUGAAUUUUGCCACAGUGUUUGCUGUCAUGUUCAAUGGCUGUACUGGGAUCAUGGCAGGCUCCAACAUGUCAGGCGACCUGAAAAACCCCAGCUACUCCAUCCCGAGAGGAACGCUUGCAGCUGUUCUUACAACUUUCAUCACAUACAAUCUGCUCAGUCUGCUGGUUGCGUGGACCUGUGACCGUCACCUCCUCCAAAAAGACUACAGUUUCCUGGGCGACAUCAAUAUAUGGCCGCCCCUGGUGACAAUUGGGAUUUACUCCUCCACCAUAUCUGCUGCCAUGAGUAACCUGAUAGGAGCCUCCCGGAUCCUGUAUGCACUGGCCAAAGACAACCUGUUUGGUGGCGUCCUGGCUCUGGCAAGGAAAACAUCUCGGAGUGGGAACCCCUGGGCCUCUGUGCUUGUCUCCUGGUUGCUUGUACAGAACCUGACCCUGUCAUCUGAGAAGCCAUCAUUGGAAACUGUUUGGAAUAGGACAGGCUCUUUCAAAAAUACUUGGCAGGUGGUGCUGUUUGCUGGUAAAUUGAACACCAUUGCUGGUAUUGUAACUAUCUUCUUCUUGUUGGUCUAUGCUGCUGUGAAUCUGGCCUGUCUGGCUCUUGAAUUGGCUUCUGCACCAAACUUCAGACCCUCAUUCCGUUGUUUCACGUGGCAUACAUGCACUCUGGGCAUUCUUGGUUGCCUGGUCAUGAUGUUCCUGAUUAGUGACAUUUAUGCAUUUGCCAGCAUUGCCUUUAUGCUCCUGCUGUUAAUGCUUAUCCACUACCUUGGUCCCAUCAGCAACUGGGGCUACAUCAGCCAGGCGCUCAUCUUCCACCAGGUGCGCAAGUACCUGUUGAUGUUGGAUGUGCGUAAGGACCAUGUGAAGUUCUGGAGGCCCCAGCUGCUGCUGAUGGUGGCCAACCCUCGCAGCUGUACAGGUCUCAUUGCUUUCAUUAAUGACCUUAAGAAGAGUGGCCUCUACGUCCUGGGACAUGUAAAGCUGGGUUUACUGGACGGGUUGCCCUCUGAUCCCCUGCAGAGCCGUUACGACUCCUGGCUGUCUCUAGUGGACCAUCUAAACAUCAAGGCAUUUGUCAACCUCACCCUGGCAGACUCUGUCCGACACGGAGUUCAGAACCUGCUUUUCAUCACAGGCUUUGGCGGAAUGAGGCCAAACACCCUUGUCUUGGGUUUCUAUGAUGACUGCACCCCUCAAGACAACCUCCAAGGUACAAUUAUCCUGUCUACAGGCUAUGGCUUGGAUACAGUGACUCCAUCCAUACACCCCCAAGAGCAACGGUUUCCCUUCUUCCCUAAUGUGCGGGGGUUCGAGGAACUCAAAGACCUUCAGGAAGAGGAAUAUGUGUCUGUGAUUGCUGACGCUGUAAAAAUGGGUAAGAAUGUGACACUGGCCCGUAACUUCAACCAAUUCAACCGGGACAAGGUCUUGGCGUCGGUAAAAAAGAUUAGGAGCCACCGAAGCACGACGGUGCCAUUCGUUGACGUGUGGCCUCUGAAUCUGCUUCGACCAGACAGCAGCGGUUACGUCGACACCUGCUCACUGUUCCUGCUGCAGUUGGCCUGCGUGCUUCAAGAGUCCCGUGCCUGGAGCCAGGCGAAACUCCGCCUCUUCCUGUGUGUGGAGGCCGGUUGCAGUCUGAAGGAGACGGAGGAGAAGAAGCUCCGGGCGAUGCUAAAGGAGCUAAGGAUUUCAGCAAAGGUGCAGAUGGUGGCAUGGGACCAGGUGGUGGCGCUCCACUGGCAGAGACAAGGAGGAAGAGAGAGAGGGAAUCUGGAAGAGGCUGCACAGAAUGAGGAGAGGGAGAGGCCAGAUGAAGCUGAGAAGAAAGAUUGUAUCCAAACGUUUCCUAAUAAUGCUGCUCAGCUGACCGAUGAGUACAUCUGUGCUGUCAACAAUCUGAUUCGCCGACACGGUGCUCCUCAGCCUGCUGUGCGUUUCCUGUAUUUACCCCGACCACCAGCAGACACAAGCCGUUACCGAUCCUACCUGCACCAGGCGGAAGUGUUGAGUCGAGACCUGGGCCCAACAUUGCUCGUUCACGGGGUCACACCUGUGGUCACUACUGACCUCUAAGAUUUUACUAUCAACUCUUGAUCCAUCAACAAGCCUGAGCUGGUAUUGUUCGUCCAUUGGACUGUGCUUCUUGCUAUCAAUUUAUUCACCUGAUAUUUAAGCUGUCAACCACAACAAACCAAUUUUAUACUUGAGUCACACCCACAUUCUGCAAUUAUGAAAUUUAUAUUUACCUUAUAUUAUUAAGACACUUGGAGAAAAUGGAUUUGAUGACCUCAAGUUUGUCUGUUGGAUAUUGAAAGUUAUGAGUGUUUUAGGCUGUUUGGUCAUCACUUGGGGAUGGCGCUAUAGUGGCAUAGAAAUCUAUAAAGGAAAGGUCUUUGCAGUUCCCUCGUGGUUAAAAUCAGAAGUAUAUUAGGCUAGUGCUCUGUCCCAUGCAUUUGUUAAAAUACCGUUAUUACAGAGGAACUGCUGUUGAACAUUGUCAACUUUGACUUUUUGUACAUGUUAAUAGAAAAAUAAAUUGUUGUAUUAUCUCAGAA